Messenger RNA from Geodia barretti, 2390 nucleotides. The record is from the annotation of a GenBank genome assembly. NCBI's taxonomy places the organism in Eukaryota, Metazoa, Porifera, Demospongiae, Tetractinellida, Geodiidae.
UAGUUUCUCUGUCUUGCACACAUAUUAGCUCUGGAAGGUCCUACUGUAUCGAGUUAUGUUCGAUUUUCAAUCAAUGGCAGUUUGGAGCCCAUACCGUCUAAUAUGCUCAUCAGCAGUGUGGCUUUGUCAUCAAUAGAUGUGGAAAAAGAAGGCUAUCAAGAAUUCAAUUGCACAAGACUUGAAAACGAGCUAAUUGAAUGUAUAUUCAACAACUACAACAGCAGCCAAUCACUGGACUCUGCUAAAUUGAAGGUGGUUCUAGUGAAUAAAGGUAUCAUUUCAGCCAGCGAAAUCAUCAUUGAAGCAGACAACGGGUUCUGCGAUAAUGAUUCCACAACUAACGAGCAGUUUGGAGGACACACAUGGCUGGAAACCAGUGUCGGAGACCCACAUCAAGUACAAUGUGCCUUUGGACCACCCAACUCAUAUGCCCGACGAGACUGUUUGUCUCGGGAGGGGAGACAGUGGAGUGACAUCAUAGACUAUAGUAGUCAUUGCUACACCAAGAUCACAAUGAUGUAUCAAGUAUUCAAAGUGGAGAAUUUAGUGGAGGAAAAUCUUGUCGUAAUGUUGAAGGAAUUCGCAGCACUGGUGAAAAUGACAGUCGACACCAUUGACCAAUCUCGCAGAAACUUUGAAGUGAUUACAAAUGUACUCAACGCCACCAGUAGCAUUGUCAACAACGCUACCCUCAAUGAUACAAAUCUGAGACAGGUUGUUAAGUCGGUGUCAAGUAUAGUAGAUGAUCUACAAGUCUGGGAGGAGGACGAAAUUCAGAUGACAAAUAACAUAAAUGUGGUUGAAGUGUUAGAAAAUGUGGCAAAUUCUCUGGCCGUAAAUGAAGAGAUUGGAACCGAAGAAAAAGUUACAGUUUUACUUUUUGAGGGCAAUACAUCUGCCCUACUUGUGGAAAGAAACAACAUAGAGCAGCUCCAAACAAGUGGAAGAGAAUUUAGUGCCACAAGAGAUGACAAUGGCAUUAACACAACGUCAGGGGUGACUGAUGGUGUCCUGGCUUCAAUUCAGCUCCCGGAGAGCUUGUUUAGUAACGACAGAGUCACUAACAACCCUGUCGGUGGCGGGGUUGGAUUGGUGUUUUCUUUCUUCGAGACCCCUGUCCUCUUUCCUCUGACCAAUGGGACUCGUGCAGACCUACAGAUUCGUACUUCAGUUAUUGGCGCACUGAUUGGUGGUAUACCUACCACAUCAGACCUUCUGGACCCCAUUAUAAUCACCUUUCAGUUGGAAAUCGAUACAGAGGAUGAAGUGGUUGAAAAUGCAGCAUGUGUCAGCUGGGAUUUUGAAGCUUCGGGUGGUGUAGGGAACUGGACAAAUAGAGGAUGCAACACAAACCUGGAUAAGGUGUCCAGAACCGAUUAAAUGCAACUGCAAUCAUCUAACAAACUUUGCUGCAUUAGUCGAUGUAUGUUCCAGAACUGAGGGCGACUGUGAACAAUCUGAAGCUUCUAAGACAGCUCUUGAGAUCAUUUCCUACAUCGGUGUUUCUCUCUCAAUCUUUGGGCUCAUAAUUACCAUAAUUACAAUGCUGGUUUUCAGUCAACUUCGAAAACGAGAUGCCUCAAAGUUCCACAUACAGCUGAGUCUAGCUCUACUGGGCAUGCUGGUGGUGUUUGUGGUGGGCAUCGAUAGGACUAAAGUGUUUGAGGGCUGUGUGACAGUCUCGGUGCUCAUCCACUACUUCACUCUGGUGGCUGUCAUGUGGAUGGGGGCUGAGGCUCUGCUCAUGUUCCAGAAGCUGGUCAUUGUCUUUGUCCAGAUCACCACUCGCUACAUCGUCAUGGUCUCUCUUGUCUGUUGGUUGGCUCCUCUACUCCCUGUGAUAAUCUCUGUCUCGAUUAACCCACGGUUCAUGGUGUCUUACCGCCAAGUACCAACCUUAGCUCCAAACGUCACUGUUGGAAAAGAGCCUGAUUUUUGUUUCAUUGGAGAGCCUGGAGUGCUGUUUGGUGCCUUCCUGGUGCCCAUUGUGGCCAUCCUAGUCUUCAACGCUACUGUGUUUGUGUUUGUGAUCAGAGUGCUGUUUAAGCACUCCAGGAAAAAGUAUGGCAACCGGGAUGUGAAGGUGGUCAAUACUGUCAGACAAAUGCUCAUCAGUAGCUUUGGGAUCAUGUUCCUGUUUGGUUUGUCGUGGGCUUUUGGUGCACUCACAAUAUCGGCUGCUUCAAUGGUGUUCCAGUAUCUCUUUGCGAUAUUCACCUCACUCCAAGGCUUCUUCAUAUUCCUCUUCUUCUGUGUGUUGGGAAAAGAAGCACGCGAGUCAUGGUUGCAGCUGCUAUGUCGUGGACGCAAACUGCCCUGGUUCACCUCUACAAUCAGUCAACAGAAGACACCUGCUUUCUCAACCAGUGGAAUCAGAACCAGAACAACUU